CACAAAUUAUCAACCAACAGUCAUCAUCCCACUGGCCACACAUCGAUGAACCCGUGUGUCAACCCAUCUCCCUGGGCCGCCACCUCUUGCCCUUUUCCAUCCACUUGCGUGUGUGUGUUUCAUCGUCUUCCACCUCGCUCUCCCCCUCCCACCCUCCCUCCUCCCUCUCAGGCAUCUCCUUGAGCUUCCCUCGCUUAAACGCGUCACUCAGCCUCUGCGUGUGGGGCCACAGGUCGGUCGUGCUGUAGUGCACGACGUGAUGGAACUGCUUCUGAAGGGGCAGGGAGACGCCGUCGGAUGCCUCGCCGCUGAAGAGCUCCUCUACAGGCGUCAGCUCGGUGGGCGGCAGCUCGAGCAUCUCGGUGUCGUGAUCGAUCGACCAGGGAGCCAUGAUAUAGUAGAUGCCUCUCUUCAACGACUCCUCUGGUGCGACGGGCAAGGAUGAGAAUGAGUGUCACAUGCGCUGCGUCGUGUGUGUACCUCCUGUGGCGGCCUUCUUCAGCGUGCCUUUCGCCUUGGCCAGGUGGGGAGCAGACAGGGCAACAAAGUGGGACAGUGCACACACUGACCGGCCCACGAUGACAUCGAAACGGGCCCGCUCGUCCAGCUUCUCUAUUGACACAUUGGUCACCGUGACGUUGGCCAGCCCUGCAGCACACACUACACGAUAGUGACUGCCUGCCUAUGCGUCUUCUCCUCCAUCCUUCUUACGCAGGGGAUGUAUGACUUUGUUGAGCACUUGGGAUGCGAAGAGUGAGGCGUCGAUGCAGUGCACUCGAAGCUCAGGAUACACUAUGGCCAGCGGUAUGCCUGGGAAGCCACAGCCACUACCUGCAAACAGCACCCCGGCCAUCCAGGCAGUCAGGCAGACAGGACAGCACGCCAGGACGCCAGGACGCCUUCAUCUCACCUACGUCCAAUAGAGUGACGGGCGGCUUCCUGCCCACAAACUGCUGCAAGUUCAUGGCUCGUGUCAGGGCCAGCGACAGCAGCAGAUGCCGUGUUUCGAGCCUCCUGAGGUCAGCCGGACUCAUAGACGGCUUGCCCUGCUCCUUCAGCUGCGCAUUCACCUCCCGCACUCGGCUGCAGAAGAGCUCCAGACGCGGCCAAUCCCAGCUGUAGCUCUCACCAACUGACAACAGACAGACAGACACAGGUCCACUGGUUGUGACAGUGAGGUGUGCGACGUUUCUGCCUCUGUCUGUGGCUCACAGAAGUGACGCACGAAGUCCAGGUGUCGUCUGCUGCUCUCCAGCGCGUCUGUUGAGGCAACAUCCCUUCUCCGCUGCCGUGCUGUCACUGUCUGCCGGAGCCUCUGUCGCCACUCAUCGGCAUCGACACUGGAUCUUGCUGCGGUGUCGGAGCUGUCAGACGAGCUUGAGGCAGCGAAGCCGCGGCAGCUUGACAGUCGAAUGAGGGGAUGAGGGAUGGCGCCUAGAGAUAGAGGCGCCUGGGCGGGACGAGCACGACGGAGCAAUGGCAUUCAGGACGACGGCGCAUCGGUAACAGAACAAGACGAACAAGCGUUGCUUUCGAUAGAUCUGCAGAUGCGCAUGGCGCUGCAGUUAUC
This is a messenger RNA of Vitrella brassicaformis, 1570 nucleotides long. The record is from the annotation of a GenBank genome assembly. Lineage: Eukaryota; Vitrellaceae.